This is a messenger RNA of Physcomitrium patens, 2986 nucleotides long. The record is from RefSeq and is a predicted model, not a curated record. NCBI's taxonomy places the organism in Eukaryota, Viridiplantae, Streptophyta, Bryopsida, Funariales, Funariaceae.
CAAAACUUGCUGGCCACUCCAACCCCUUGAAGUGCAAGCCAAGCACUGCAGACCGUUUUGUGUGUGCCGUCGCUGGGGCUCGCCUUUCUCGUAGGUUGUCUGUGUCGUUGUUCGCAAGGUCAGCCUUCCGUUGUUUGUGGUCAUGCCUCCCCCCACCGUCUCUCGCUCUGGCUCCCCCAACCACUCUUCAUUGCACGGAGUCGGCAGUGUCUCCCGUGGCUGAUUGAAGGUGUGUUUGGAGGGUCUGGACUAACUGAGUGAAGUCCAGUUGGACUGUGCUUUACGUGAAGGUGUGUUUGGAGGGUCUGGACUAACUGAGUGAAGUCCAGUUGGACUGUGCUUUACGUUGCAUUUCGGAAUGACCAUGGCGAAUGUGCGUGCUGAUAGCGUCUUGCGGCUCGUAGGGGCUUCGAAGUAGGCCUAUCUAGCUUUCCUGGAGGAUUUUUGCCUGCUUAGGGAUCUUGCCUCUCCACUCGAGGAGAGAGUUUUGGCGUUUGGGCCACCUUGACCCUUCCGUCGACGCUAUGCUUGUGCCUUAUGCGCAACUCUUGCUCAUAGGAAUUGGCCGUAGGCUAUAUGCUUGGGCUGUUUAGAGAUUGCUUUCAAUGGAUCUGUAACUCCCUCAUGCCCUCUAAAAUAACUGCUCGCCACGGCUUGCGUCUCUACUGCUACGGUUCCAUUCUUGAAUACUCUGUUGUAUUCACGGCGGUGUUGCAGAGCCUGUGCACCAAGUAAUGCUCCUACCGGCCGAUUUCAAAGUGGUCGAGCGCGGCACCAGUGGCAGAGGUGAGAGCGGCACAUUCGAGGGACUUUGAGAGUGGGAGAGAUUUGAGCAGUGACUAAGUAAAAGUGACAGUAAUGGCGGAAAAGAUAGCGGGCAUGAUCCGGCAUGCAGGGGGAAUCAACUACGCGCAUGUUCUGCCGUCGCCUCCCCUUAAGAGCUCUCGUGUCGCUGAAGAAACCGUGACAUGUGAGAAGGCCGCGGAGCAUUCUUGCGAUAUUGUUGCAGAGACGCCGCCAGCUUGCGAUGCUGUCGGACACUCAAUUCAGUCUGCGAAGAAGAGAAGCCUUUCUCACAAUGGUUCAACCGGAGACGAUUUUUGCAAGCGACUACGGACACCGCACUUGGUCAUGCACAAAGGUCGAGUUGGAUGUCAUACUUCUUAUGAGGUGUGUAUGUCUACACCGUGUGUGCGCACGAGUUUAUGUGUCAACGGAGCUGUUCAGUCUUCGGAAGACCUCCCUUGUUCUCCGUCUGUGUUGCACAUGAAAAAGUCAAAUUUCGGACACUCAAACUUCCCACAUCGGACAUCAUGGUGCGAUGGUGCCGCGGACUCUAUGUCGAGUUGCUUGCUCAGUUCUGGUGGAACACCAGAUGAAUCAAUGCAGGAUUUCGAGCUGCCAGAUGAAAUUUACGCGGAUUCUACAUGUGCUUCACUGCAUAAUGAGUUUGAAUCUGACAAUGGGUAUGUUCAUGUGUCUGGGAAAGACGUUGUACAGUGCGAUGACGAUAUAUAUAGUGAAGCUGAAUCAGGUUUGUCGGGUCAAGUUGAUGGGCCCAGGAUGCAAUCAAACAACGAGGUAGAUGGAAAUCGGUGUCCCCCAAGCUACCCGCUUAUUGAGAAGUUAGUGUCACCUGUGCCGGAAGGAACCGAAGAAUAUGAAAACAUCACGAGCAUGUUUCUCAAAGGUCUGGGGAAGUUCGGUUCCGAGACUAUUGUCACGAAUAUAUAUCGUGAUACUAGUUCUCGAGGGCAAGCACGUCAGCAAGCCUUCCAAAAAUUGGUGGAAUCAACGGAAAAGACUCGCGGAGAUGCGAAUGUACGGUUUGCCUGGCAUGGUACUAGUAAGGCCGGUGUGUCUGGAAUUUUCCUUCACGGAUUUGGACAACCCAGGACACCAAAGAACGGCUCAGCUUAUGGCGUAGGAGUUUAUCUCGCACCAGAGGAGCGCUCCCACGUCAGCGCUGUGUACGCAGAUAAUGACGAUAGCGGUGAACAGCACGUAGUUUUAGUUCGGGUGGUUUUAGGGACUUCUGAGCUCGUAAAGCAAGGGUCUGAUCAAUUCCACCCUAGUAGUGAGAAAUAUGACACAGGUGUGGACGACCUGGUUAGUCCGAAGAGAUUAAUCGUGUGGUCCACCCACAUGAACACACAUAUUCUUCCGUUGUAUGUUGUCAGCUUCAAGCUUCCUCCUCUCUGGCAUAAAAUGAUGUCAGCGUUUCAUGGGAAGAAGGCUUCUACAAUUUGUCGCUUAGCCUCUAUCAAGCGGCACUUAACAGCACGGAAGGAAUUUCAGGUUUCAGAGAAUGGGAUGGGCACUUGCUCGUCAUCCAAACAGGGUCCAACGUCACCGGCCAUCUCAUUUCCUGAUCUCUUCCUCCUCCUCACGCCGCUUCUACACCCAAACAGCCUUGAAUAUUUAAGAAAUUCCUAUCAGGAGUUUCAGGCCAAGAGACUUCCUCGCUCAGAACUCAUUCAACACGUGCGAAACGAAGUUGGAGCUGAGCGGUUACUCCAUGCAAUCAAAUUGCUCCAGGGUUCUCAGUUGGAUCGAAUUCGUCAGAUUUCUAGGGAGCAACGAGUUGGUAUAACCGGAAACCCCGCAGCAAUUUGAUGGUUUACAGGGUUGCUAAUUAGUGCUGGAGCUACGACAACCCAUGAAGCAAGGUAAGUUAAGGCAUCAGAGCAUACGUUCUGGGUUGAUUUAGUCAAAGAGUCUUGUAUCUAGCUUUUUCUGCCUGUCGCUGAAGCUUUCUCUGUCUAGGAUUUAUCCUUCAAGGAACCUCGUUUCAUUCAGGGAGUAGCUAGGACACAUGUUCUCUUCGUUUUAGUUAGAACCCACUAGAGCGGGUGGGCUUCUAAGCAGGGUUAGAGUAUUACACUGAGUGCGUGGCUGUUGUGGUUUAGGUUCUAAUUAGUCGACUAGAAUUUUCACUUUGUACACUUGUCUAAUACAUACUCGUCCUUUGCCAAUUGUUGUUGUU